Lacerta agilis (Sand lizard) is the source of this 3141-nucleotide messenger RNA. It is a transcript of the gene PPARD, whose product is annotated as peroxisome proliferator activated receptor delta. Gene Ontology annotation, molecular function: nuclear receptor activity; RNA polymerase II cis-regulatory region sequence-specific DNA binding; zinc ion binding. Gene Ontology annotation, cellular component: nucleus. Gene Ontology annotation, biological process: hormone-mediated signaling pathway; negative regulation of transcription by RNA polymerase II; regulation of lipid metabolic process. Lineage: Eukaryota; Metazoa; Chordata; Lepidosauria; Squamata; Lacertidae. Bases 480 to 2840 code for a protein of 786 amino acids. The transcript is spliced from 3 exons. The record is from RefSeq and is a predicted model, not a curated record.
CUCAAUUCAAAAGAAGCCUCCUGCACCCUGAUCAUGACAUGGGUCUGAAUUACUGACUUGUAACACCACCAGUGAAUUUCCUGGGGACUCCCUGCUUCCCCUGGCUUAAAGUAGUGCUUCAUGUACAACCCUCUUCUAAAACUGUACUGAGAAAGGGCAAAGAAUUGGAGUGCAGUCAUGAAGCAGUAGCUGUGCUAUUUUCUUGGCCAGCAAUUCCAUAAACACUCCGAGCAGGUGGCAGAGGCAGAGGCGGAGCGAUAGAGAAGUACACAAAGUCACAUGCUCCUUUCAGAUGCUGCAGGCAUUCUGUUGAAUUCUCCUGGCGGCUUUCCUCAGCCUGGUGUGCCCUCCAGUGUUUUGAAUUCACUCCCAUCAGUCCCCGUCAGCGUGACCAACAGUCAAGAAUAAAAGAAGUUGUAGUCUGAAGCGUUUGGAGGAUAACAGGUUGGAGAAGGGCGACUAAGAAGGUGUUUUCCAGGAUGUUGUUUCCUUUGCUGCUGUUCCUGGGGAACGGAUGGAUGAUUGUUUCUGCCACCCCAAAUGUGUCUGCCAUCCCUGUGAAGUUGUGGGCCUGUCUGCCAAAAGGAGGAGUAGCUGAAGCAAAGUUGCUUUGUCGCAUGCAUGGAUUGUACGCCAAUGGAUCCAACCCUGGAGUGUUCCAGAGCUUCUACAUGUUCCAUGCUGUCUCAGACUCAGUCAGCUGCCACUGGAGAGACAUAGCCAAUUGCACCCUCAAGACCAGUGGAGAAGUUGGACAUUUUUGUUACAGCAUGCAGACGGCCAGUUCAAGUGUUCGCAUUCCUGUUUCUUGCCGACCUUUGCCUACACACCUGGAUUCUCGUUCAGCCGGAAGCAGCAGCAUCCAGGAUGGUUCAUGUGAUGUUGCCCUCAUUUCUGCUGCUUUAUGGAAACCUGGUGCACCGCUGCAUCUGCGAACUGUUGUUGGAACCCAGAACACUAGGUUUCCUGGAGAUCAGUUCCAGCUGUCCUUGAUUUCGCCCUCUGGAAAUAACAUCACCCGCCUGAUUGUUAAUUGGGAAUCGCAGGAGUGGGAAUUAAAGGGAAUGGACUUAAUUCAACAGGGGCCACCAGACUGGGUGGUGCCGAUCAGGGGGACACACUGUGACCAACAAAUGUCCUCUAUUAGGUUUAAAUUCUACGGUUAUGUUGCCAUCACGGAGGAAAUAAGUGAGCAAGGUUCAUACCGGGUAGAAUUUGGCUCCCAAAACAAAACAAUUCUUACAUUUAAUCCCCUGAUCACAGACAUCCUCCCACUUCGCCGUUUGACCAACCCCAUCGUUGGGUCUCAUGUGUUGAAAUUAGAUCAGCCUGAACAAAUUGUCAUGCACCCCCAGACCUCACUAAAGGAGGUGCAGAUUUAUUUUGAGGGUUUGAAUGUGUCACAGAGAGCACCUCAAUGUGCUCCCUUUCUCAGAGUCAGCCACAGAGGUUGGAUGGAGUGGGUUAAAAUGUGGGAUGGAGUACAUCAUGGAGAAAGGGUUAAAAGAGAACUGAUGGAUUGGCUUGGGCCUCUAGGAGCAGGUCUUUCUUUCAUAGAUGCAGCCAACAUAGAAGUCUUGGCUAAUAAACUUUCAUAUUCCACAAAACAAAUAGGGAAACUGACUGCCCCAUUAACCAAAUCUCUCUUGCAGCUCACAGAACAACCACAAGCUAUCAGUAAAGUGCUUCCAGUCUGGGAAACAAUAUUAGAAGAGGACAGCAUGUUGAUAGUGUCUGGAAUCCAGUCCCUCCAAAGCAAUGUUUCAUUGGCUUUAGCAUGUGAACAGGCACAAGCAGUCACACAGAAUGUAGUCAUGGGAAUGAUUCGAGAGGCCAAGGCAGGAAACAUUCCCAUGGAGGUGAGCAAUUUAAUUCGGCCAGAGCUCACUUCAGGAGAAAUAGCCUUGGAGGCUUGGUGGAGGUUGCUAAAUGCAUCUUAUGAUUCUGCCCAGAACAUGCUACGGUUAUUUUUAAUAACCGUAGAAGCCACCCAGAUCAUCCCAAUCUACCCAGUGGUCCCCUUGGGAUUCCAGAUUGACAAUGAUUUGGUCAUGUAUUCCAGGGACUCCAAUAGGUGGGCACGGAUGAGGGAUGGUGACUGGCAAACAGUUAAUGUGCAAGGUUGUGUGAAAAGGGAAAACCUGGGCUUUGUAUGUGAUGACAGCAGUUUAGAAGAACACCACGAAUGCUUCUCUCCUCAGCUUGUAAAUAGUUCCCACUGCUCUUUUGAUGUAAUCCAAGAAGAAAGUUCUACUGUUGUGUAUACUGGGAAGGGAUGUAUUUGUGUAAGAACUCCAUGUGAGUUUGUAAUCAUUAAUGGUCUGGUUAUCCAGCCUAUGCUGCCUUAUAUUAACCGUUGUUUUUGCAAUAUUAGUGUGCUUGUAGGCUGUGAUUUCCAAUUUCGGGUACCUGUUUGGACUGUGCAGCACAUGAAGGCCUACCCCUCUUUGUACCGAGAAAUCUCGCCUAUUUCUCUAGGCCUUGGCCUUUCUACUCUGAAAAACCUGCUUUCUCACCCCUCCCUGAAGCAGGAAUUGUUGAAAAUCAAAGACAUGGGUGAAAAUGCUGCACUUGAGAUUCAGCAUAGCAAUAGGGAGAUUGCCCAGAUUGUAGCCACAGUUAAAUCUGCUGGAGACCAUGCCUGGUGGGAGGUGCUUCUUGGAUGGUCUCCUAGUUCAAAUGGAGUACUAAAUAUUGCUCUCCACCCUAUUGUGGUGAUUUUAUUAUUUCAAGUGGCUCUAGUGAUCAGUUUGUUGCUGCUGGUCGGCUGGAUGAGGCGGCAAACACAAAGACUUUAUGAUUUAGAGAACCAGAUACAGGCCGCCAGAGGAAGGUUGUGAUGGGAUUACUUGCCAGAGCAAACACUCCUUUAAUGGAAGGACAUGGCCAGAUACCACAAUUGUGAUUUUAAGCUUCCAUUUUGUCUGUUUAUAGUUGCUAAACUGACAUGGUCCAGCAGCUAAGGACAAGAUGCUUGACCUCCAGAACUGUCACAUUCUGUUGAAUGGCUGUGAAGAGACAGGAGCACAUCUGUGUGUUGUGUGUGGUUGUCAGUAAGGAAAGCCCAGUGCAUGAGAUCCUGUAUAAAUGGAAGGGCUGUGCUCAGUGUUAAAAACUGAGAUAUGAAAGCUAGCAGCUAAA